Molecule: messenger RNA, 286 nt
Organism: Staurois parvus
Lineage: Eukaryota; Metazoa; Chordata; Amphibia; Anura; Ranidae
Source: the annotation of a GenBank genome assembly
UAAGGCUUGGUUCACAUAUGUGCAGGUGGUGCCACUGCGGAUCCGCAUGAAAAUCCGUGCAGCCACACCACCCACACAGAGGAAUGCGGACCCGCGGGUGGGUGCCAUUAGUUCUAAUGGCACGCCACCCGCACUGAAAAACACAACCGUACUGGGAGCCGAGGUUCCCAUGUGGGCUGCGUUUUUAGAAGAAGUGCAGGGACUUCUUCCCUGCGUGGCACGGCCGCAUUUAUAUGCAUACAGUGGAUGGGUGGUAAGCAGGGGCGGACUGACCAUUUGGAAACUC